UAGCAACAGUAAAAUGUGUAUAUAUAUAUAUAAAUAUGUUCUAGUGCAUGUUGCAAAAUCAGCUGAGUCAUCUCCCUUUAGUUACAUUUGCUUACUGCUAAUGCAUUUGUGCACAUAUGCAUUCAGCUGUCCAUGCAUGACCUUGUGUUAAACAUAUAUGAACAACAUAAAUUAUAUUGUAUGUAUGUGAAUAUAGGCAUUAUAUUGCAUAAGAGAAAUUGUACGUAACAUAUUAAUAAUGCACAUAUACAAAACUAUUUAUAUAUGGAAGCUUAUAUUUUACCUUUACUUGUAUAUUGGUAAUAUUUCACAUAGUUAAGCAAUGGAUUCUGCUAGAAUAAGCACAAUUGUAUGCUUAAUCAAGUAACUGGAAAGUUUUGUUGUAUGCUGUAUUAGUGAAAAGAAUUAUGAUAAUUAUAAACGAGCAAAACAUAAUGAUUUUAUAUAAUCAUUAAAUAAUCAGUAAAUAAACUAUUGUACAAGGAGAAAAAAUAAAUAUUAUCAAAUGCUGUGCAGAAUAUAUGCAAUGCUUAUCACUUUAUUAAGAUAAUCAACUCUUUUAUUUAAUAUCAUGGUUCAGCAACGAUUUCCAAGUUUUGAUGGUGGACGAAGUGGACGCCGUUUUGUAAUAACUCUCUCAGUUGGCACAAUCAUUGGCUUUUUAACAGCAUGCCUCCUCUUUUCUUCUACUGGAGAAGUAUCUAAUAUAUUUACACGAAUUCCUGGGAGUUCUGCUCUGAUAAGGGAUCCGCAUCAUUAUUCAGAACUCGAGCCAGAGAUAGGGCCUGAGAUAGAAGUGAAAUUUCAUAGUGAUAAUGAAGAUUUUCAUAAAGGAGAAGAUAAGGUAGCGCAAGUAUUAGCAAAGAAAGUUCGUGUUCUUUGUUGGAUUAUGACAGGCCCAAAAAAUCAUCAAAGCAAGGCUCGGCAUGUAAAAGCCACAUGGGGAAAACGCUGUAAUAUUCUUUUAUUCAUGAGUUCUGCAGAAGAUCUAAGUUUACCCACUGUAGUACUGCCAGUAAAAGAAGGCAGAGAUAAUCUGUGGGCUAAAACCAAAGAAGCAUUUAAAUAUGCUUAUGAAAAGUACAAAGAUCAAGUAGAUUGGUUCAUGAAGGCUGACGAUGAUACGUACGUUGUGGUUGAGAAUCUACGUUACAUGCUAUUGUCUUACAACCCAAAUAUGCCAUUGUAUUUUGGAUGUAGAUUCAAACCUUUUGUAAAGCAAGGAUAUAUGAGUGGAGGUGCUGGAUACGUAGUUAGCAAAGAAGGUCUUCGUAAAUUUGUAACUGAAGGUCUUCCUGACGAAACCAAGUGUCGUGCUGAUAAUGGUGGUGCAGAGGAUGUUGAAAUGGGAAAGUGUCUAGAAAAAAUUGGUGUUCGCGCGAUGGAUACUAGAGACUCGCAUGGUCGUGGGAGGUUCUUUCCAUUUGUGCCAGAGCAUCAUUUGAUACCUAAUCAUGUGGAUAAAAGUUUUUGGUAUUGGAAAUACAUCUAUUAUGACACCAAAGAUGGACUCGAUUGCUGUUCUGAUAGUGCGAUAUCAUUUCAUUAUGUCUCGCCGAAUAUGAUGUAUGUUCUUGAAUAUUUAAUAUAUCAUUUAAGACCAUAUGGCAUUAACCAUGGCUUGGAGAAUCCUUUGCCAGAAAUGCCAUAUACACUAACCGAAUACUAGUCUGUACUUUGUCAAAAUUAGAAUGUAUGGAAAAAGAAAAAAAAAAAAAAAAAAUAUAUAUAUAUAUAUAUAUAUAUAUAUAUAUAUAUAUAUUCCUAUAUGCAUUGCUAGUCUGUUCCAAGCAUCAAUUUGAACAAGUUGAUAGCAUGAAUAGUAUAGAACAUUAUAUAGAAUAUAAAAACAUGUGAUAAAUUAUACUUCGUCAUAUUAACACGUUUAUACGAAUGUAAUUUCAAUAUCAGGAAAUUGUGGUCCUAUUAAAAUUUACAGUUGUACAAGAUGCAAUGACGUGUUGUUCUUUAUAUUAAAUGAAUAAAAUUUAAAUAUAUAUUUUUUUUUAAAUAUAUUUUGAUUUGUUCUAUUCUGUUUUUAAUAGCGAAUGUAAAUUGUUAAAUACGUGACGUUGUUGCAUCAAGUAUAACCAUAUAAGCGAAGGCUGCAAACACAAUGAAUAAAAAUAGAGAUGAGGCCAUUAACCAAAUAAAAAAUGAAAUAUACUUUGUUGAAAGUAUUACUAGUAAGCAUGAUUUAAGAGACUAGAUUACUAGAUUAAUUAAGAGAUCUCAAUAAAGUAUCAUAAAAACUUUCUAUAAAAGCACAACUUAAUAGAUUAGUGCCACAAUACACCAUUGCUGUGAAUGCUUGCUUGUUGCUAGUCGUAUUACUAUGCUUUACGUUCUAGUCUCAUUGUUAACCUCGUCACUAUCAAUUUUAUUAUGUUUGCUGCCUUGGACUAUGUCCAAUGUGCAAAUAAUCAAGGUGUACACAUAUAUCCACACAAUAUCAUGCUAAAAUAACAAAGUAAAUAUCAUAAAAUCAUUUUUUAUAUAUAAGAAUUGAAAAUUACUAUUUGCAUAUGUGCAGCUUAUGCUGGUGAUAGGAAAAUAAAAUAAAUUUAUUAUAGGCUUCAACUGAAUGAGGUCACUCUAAAUUAAAAAAAUAUUAUAAUUUUUGAUUUAUAAUUUUUGAUUGACAGGAAGAAUCGCAUGUACAGGAUACACACGUACAUUUUGGUUGUUUAUACAUUGAACAUAGUAUAAGAAUGAGGAUAGGUAUAUAUUGCAAGCAUAGCAGAAAUUUGCUAAUCCUUCAGUCCAAAAUUUUAUUCAAGUUGGUACACUCUUAGGGAUCGUGUUAAGCGUACCAUAUUGUUACAUAACAUGGUAACAUAUUGUAAUUAUUAUCUAAUGUAUGAACUGAAAGAUGUAUACCUAAUGUGAAUAUACAUGCCAUAAGAAAUAAGACCUUGUUUUUAAUGGUAACACUAUCCUUGUGUGUAAAAAAUAACUCACUCAAGAUAUAGGCACCUUUCUAGAAGCUCAUUAAUCAUUUAUGUAUUACAUCGGA
Molecule: messenger RNA, 3016 nt
Organism: Vespa velutina
Lineage: Eukaryota; Metazoa; Arthropoda; Insecta; Hymenoptera; Vespidae
Gene: C1GalTA
Product: glycoprotein-N-acetylgalactosamine 3-beta-galactosyltransferase 1
Exons: 6
Coding region: 572-1669 (365 amino acids)
Cellular component (GO): membrane
Molecular function (GO): N-acetylgalactosaminide beta-1,3-galactosyltransferase activity
Source: RefSeq, a predicted model, not a curated record